Molecule: messenger RNA, 1128 nt
Organism: Arachis duranensis
Lineage: Eukaryota; Viridiplantae; Streptophyta; Magnoliopsida; Fabales; Fabaceae
Exons: 1
Coding region: 1-1128 (375 amino acids)
Source: RefSeq, a predicted model, not a curated record
AUGGCAGAUAACAGGGUCCAACAACCCACGCAGGCCGAGCUCUCGACGCAGAUCGCUGAACUUCAGGCCAAAGUCCAUAGACUGGCCGAACUGUCUUCCAAAAAUCAAAAUGGAAAAAACGUCGAAGGAGAUCCCAAGGGGUCGAACUCUUCAAACGCACAACAUAACUCCACGGAGCCACACGAGACUAUUCCACCAAAGGAGAAGCUCACACUCGACAAUCUUUUCUCUGAAGGCGUAAUGAGUUUCCAGAUGUUGAAGAAUUUUGUGCUGCCAGCUGGACUCAAACUAUACGAAGGAUUCGGUGACCCCCGAGUCCACAUCAAAAAGUUCCAAUCUAUGAUAUUUUUCAAUGGUGCCUUUGACCCUGUUCUCUGUCGAUCUUUUUCAACUUAUUUAGAUAGUGCUGCUUUACUUUGGUUUUCUAAGGUUCCUGCAGGUUCUAUCACUUGCUUUGAGGAGUUGGCGAGAUCCUUUAUUGACUAUUUUGCAGCUUCUAGAAUAUAUGUUCACGGGUCGGACUACCUCAGCACCAUUAAACAAGGUCCUCAAGAAAGCCUAAAGGACUACAUGACGAGGUUUGCCAAGGCAACCAUGGAAAUUCCAGACCUCGACCCCAAGGUGCAUCUCCACGUACUAAAGAACGGCCUCAGGCCAGGCAAGUUCCAAGUGAUGAUAGUCGUAACAAAACCCAAAACACUAGAAAAGUUCCAUGAAAGGGCGGCCGGUCAAAUGGAGAUAGAAGAGCUCCGAGAAGCUAGAAGAGUGGACAAGCAAACGCAUAGGCGCGACGAAGAAAAAUCCUCCAAAAGCACACGGGACAGACACUUCAAAAGGCCGUUUAAGCUUAACCCAAAGUUCGACACUUACACCAAAUUCAACACAAAGAGAGAAAAUAUAAUAAAGGAAAUCCUCCAUGCCAAACUAAUCAAGCCGCCUACCCGAGAAGGAAAUUAUCAAGACCAAAGGUUCGUGGACAGAAGCAAGCAUUGCUCCUUUCACCAGAAAUAUGAACACACCACUUACGAGUGCGUAGUGGCCAAAGACCGAUUGGAGAGACUGGCCCGACAAGGUCUCCUAGACAAUUAUAUCGAAGGACGUAAGACCAAAGAGGCCAGUUCUGGGUGA